AGCCGCUGCCGCGCUCCCGGCGUCCCGCAACUUCCCCCGGAGCCCAGCGGAGCGCGGCAUGCGGGGCAGGGGCUGGAGACGGCGGCGGGGCCGGCAUCGCGCUCCCCGGACAUGAAGCGACCAUCGGAAGCUCCAGCAAGGAGUGCCAAGCUAACUGCACAAGUAAUCUGUGGCAAGGAGCACUGGGAGACAGCUAAAAGACAGUGACAAUGUCUUUACACUGGUGGACACUUCCUACUCGACUUGGAGUUUUCAAAGCCAACUGCAAAGGACUCGCGUGCCUCUUGGUCUUCACCGUGAGCGUUUGUGGCAGCGCCCCGGGGAUGUGUCCAGCAGCCUGCAUCUGUGCCAGUGAUAUCGUAAGCUGCACUAAUAAGAACCUCACUCGAGUGCCAGGAAAUCUUUAUAAAUGUAUGAAAAGGCUGGAUCUGAGUUAUAACAGAAUUGGGAUUUUGGAGCCUGAAUGGGUCCCAGUGCUGUCUGAGAAACUGAACACUUUAAUAGUCAAUCAUAAUAGCAUUAGCAGCAUUAGCGCUGGAAGCUUUUCCACAACUCCAAAUCUAAAGUAUCUAGACUUGUCAUCCAACAGCCUGAAAACAUUGGGCAGCCCUGUGUUUCAGGAGCUAAAGGAGUUGGAGGUUCUUCUGCUGUACAACAAUCAAAUAACACAGAUUGAGUCUUUAGCCUUUGGAGGAUUGUACAGAUUACAGAAACUGUACCUAAGCUACAACUUGGUCUCGCAUUUCCCACUGGACUUAUAUGUUGGAAGACAUAAACUGACUGACCUUGUCUUGCUGGACAUUUCCUUUAACCACAUCCAGACGAUGCCUGUUCAGCGCCUGAGUUCAGUGCCAGCCAAACAACUUAGUGGAAUUUAUCUUCAUGGCAACCCAUUCUAUUGUGACUGUGUCCUGUACUCCAUGCUAGUCUUCUGGUAUCAAAGGCAUUUCAGCUCAGUGGUGGACUUCAAAAACGAGUACAGCUGUUUGUUGCAGUCAGACCCAAGAGCAAAUAAACUACCUUUCCUGCAGGACAGCGUUAUGAAUUGCUCUGAAAGUACCGUCAACAGCUCUUUCCAAGCCUUUGGGUUUAUUCAUGAUGCCCAGGUUGGUGACAGGCUGAUUGUACACUGUGACAGCCGAAUCAGCGAUACGGGCACUCAGUUUGUUUGGGUUAGUCCAGACAAUAGAUUGCUGGAGCCAGACAGGGACACCGAUAACUUCAAGGUGUUUCCUAAUGGCAGCCUGGAGAUAACAGAUGCCCAGCUAGAGAACUCAGGGCUGUAUUCCUGCAUUGCAAUAAAUAAGAGAAGACUAUUAAAUGAAACCAUAGAGGUCAGAAUAAAUGUUAGCAAUUUCACAGUGAACAGGUCCCACGCUCACGAAGCAUUUAAUACAGCUUUUACCACCCUUGCUGCCUGUGUGGCCAGUAUUAUUUUAGUGCUGCUGUAUCUCUAUCUGACCCCCUGCCCAUGUCAAUGUAAGGCAAAGAAGAAGAAGAGGAAGCUGAACCAAAGCAGUGCCCACCCGUCCAUACUGAAUUCCGCACUGCCGCAAGAGCUGCCAGCCGACGAGAAGAAGGCUAGCACUGGUAAACGGGUGGUUUUCCUGGAGCCCGUGCACGAACCAAAACAGAGUCAGAAUGGGAAAGUAAAACUGUUCCCCAAUGACAGUGUCAUUACAGAGAGUAUCUUAAAAACUACUCGAACAAAAUCCGACUCUGACUCUGUCAACUCUGUGUUCUCAGAUACGCCUUUCAUGCCGCCAGCUUAGUUUGCUGCCUGUGUUUGUAUCGUGCAGUUCCAUUUCUGAAUACCUCCUUUGCCUGUAGCAAACCAUCAGGACAAACAAAUAAAAAGAGAUAAAAUGUUUUAA
Molecule: messenger RNA, 1874 nt
Organism: Serinus canaria (Common canary)
Lineage: Eukaryota; Metazoa; Chordata; Aves; Passeriformes; Fringillidae
Gene: AMIGO2
Product: adhesion molecule with Ig like domain 2
Cellular component (GO): plasma membrane
Molecular function (GO): protein binding
Source: RefSeq, a predicted model, not a curated record